AUGGGUGGUUGGUGCGAGGCUGAUUAUCAUGCAAUAACAAAUCCAAUAGCACCUUCCAUGAUCUCGGUCAGAUCCUGGAAAGUAGUAUUGUGUCUUGCAGCCCAAGACGACGAAGACAGAGAGACCUGCGUACCAUUUGGCUUCGGAGACCUAUGUGAGCAGGUUCUGUCAAAAGCUUCGUUGCAUUCCUUAGAUAUUGCAAUCAUGCCUAAGAACUACGAGUUUAGGUAUACAAGAGGAGAUUAUUACACGCCAUCCCAAGUUCUGCGACCAUUAGACUAUAUUCGGAACGUCACUAAUGUGACGUUGCGCGAUGCUGAAUAUCUCGAAAUACCAGACUAUUAUGGGUACCCAACUAGUUCGUACAGUGACAAAGAGGGAAUGAUCAAAAUCUCUGAACUCCUCAGCCAAUUUCACGACUGCCCCGAACUCAAGGUUGAUCUUACAAUUCCAGUAAAAGGAUCGAGCCCAGUUGAGUUUGCGUCUCAGAUGUACGUGCGACUACUGAGAUACGCUCAAGCAUUUGAGAGAUACGAGUACUUUAGAUUGGAAAUGGCAUUGCCGUUGGGAAAAAUAGUUUCUCUUAGAGACGUAAAAGACGAUUUGCAACUUUCUAACGAGCGAAGCCGGUACAACGACAUGGGGGGAGCUCGUAAUCCUUUUCGUGGUGAUCUUGUUCACCCAGUAGAGUUGACUCUCACACUCGCAGAUUCUGCCCAGAGAAACCACGACGCAGACUUGUUCAAGAUAUUUUGA
Molecule: messenger RNA, 756 nt
Organism: Glarea lozoyensis ATCC 20868
Lineage: Eukaryota; Fungi; Ascomycota; Leotiomycetes; Helotiales; Helotiaceae
Exons: 1
Coding region: 1-756 (251 amino acids)
Source: RefSeq, a predicted model, not a curated record